This is a messenger RNA of Bradysia coprophila, 1693 nucleotides long. Its product is annotated as pickpocket protein 28-like. Lineage: Eukaryota; Metazoa; Arthropoda; Insecta; Diptera; Sciaridae. The record is from RefSeq and is a predicted model, not a curated record. Gene Ontology annotation, molecular function: ligand-gated sodium channel activity. Gene Ontology annotation, biological process: sodium ion transmembrane transport. Gene Ontology annotation, cellular component: plasma membrane.
CCAAGUCAAGUUCAAAGUUUUAUAGCGAUAGUCAGUUUCUUGCAGAAUAUCAACAGAACAAGACGAACGAAAUAAGUGAAAAAUGAAACUGAAUUCAAUAUUCAAUCGAUUCAAUCUGAGGAGUGGUGAAAAUUAUGCCGUCGAAGAUCCACAAAAUAGGAAAAAACCGAAACGGUCUUUCAUCGAAAAUACAGUGUCGGAAUAUAUGCAGAAGAGCACCAUUCAUGGUGUUUCGUACGUUGUGGACGAUGAACGGCACAAAUUUGAAAGGGUUUGGUGGUUCAUUAUGUUAGUCUUUUCGAUCUUUGGUGCCAUUUAUUUGAUCUAUCAAGCGUACAAAACAAUGCACGAAAAUCCGAUAAUCGAAAGUCCUGCACUGAAUCCAGUCCCGGUGUGGGACGCACCGUUUCCAGCUGUUACAUUUUGCCCCCAAGUCAGCGACGAAUUCACUCCGUUCGGAUUGAACGAAACUAAUUGGCCGGAAUAUGCGCAGGGCUUUGUGCCAGAAAAUUUAACUGAGCUGUCGGAAUCACCACCAUUUUCCAGUUCAAUUUUUCUGGAGAGUUUGUUGUUGCAGCAAAGCCAUCAGGACAAUCACAACAUUUUGAGCAAAAUCUUGCCAGAAAUCAAUGUUACGAGCUCUCAUUGGAUAGCAGCUCCCGUAAAAGUGCCUGUGACACUGGGAAAGACAAUAACAGACAUUGGUGCUUGUGUAACAUUUAAUAUGUAUAACGAGAAGGCCUUGAUCAGAGACGGCGUAAUUUUGAGUACACUCAAAGACGACAAAGACGACCAGGAACCCUUAUGGAGUCGCGAUUCUGGCUUCAAGAAAGGACUGCCGCUGGAGAACUACACAUAUCCGUUUCGGUCGUUCAACUAUUACGAUUUCUUUCACAUGUCCUUCAACGUUAAUCAUUCCGAUCGAAUCAGCCCGUUCAACUCUAAACUUUCAGUCUUCUUUCACGCACCCGACGAGUUUCCCGUCCAUCAUCGCCGUUCGACUGUUGUCGACAUUGAAAGCGACAAAAUCAACAACAUCGAAAUAACGCCACAUUUGGUCGUAUCGGAAGGGCUUGAGAAAUAUAGGCCAGAUGUGCGACAAUGUUAUUACACCCAAGAACGACAUUUGAAAUUUUACAAAGUUUACACCCAGAACCAUUGUGAAUGGGAGUGCCUCACCAAUUACACUCUAAAACAAUGUGGAUGCGUUACAUAUCAUAUGCCACAUUUUGGCGACACCCAAAUUUGUGGAGCCGAUUUGAAAUGUUACUGGGAAUCAUCGCGCAAACUUUUCAUACCCGUAUUCAAUGACGAAGACGAUGACAUCCAUGCUCUGAUCGACGACUGUGAUUGCCUGCCGACCUGCACUCAAUUGUCGUAUGCUAUUCAAGUGACGCCGCUGUCGAAUGUGGAUGCAACAGCCGGUGAAACGCCAAUCUAUGUCAGCUACAAAAAUCCAUUUUUCAAAAAAGACAUCCGUUCUGAGUUGCACAGUCUAAGCGAAUUCUUUUCGAACUGUGGCGGUUCGCUGGGAUUAUUCCUUGGUGUGUCGAUCUUCAGCAUAAUUGAAUUGUUAUACUUCUGUACGGUUCGAUUGUAUUUGCAUAGAAAACGGUCAGAUCGGGAAAAGAGUCCCGAGCCGGCUAAUGAAUAAGUAAGAAAUUGAGCAAGAAAUAAAAAUGCUUGAAAUUAU